Molecule: messenger RNA, 909 nt
Organism: Dryobates pubescens (Downy woodpecker)
Lineage: Eukaryota; Metazoa; Chordata; Aves; Piciformes; Picidae
Gene: RABL3
Product: RAB, member of RAS oncogene family like 3
Exons: 8
Coding region: 55-765 (236 amino acids)
Biological process (GO): intracellular protein transport
Cellular component (GO): endomembrane system
Molecular function (GO): GTPase activity
Source: RefSeq, a predicted model, not a curated record
UUGGCGGCCCCGGGAAGGGAAGCGGUUUCCGGGGUUGCUGGGAGGUGCAGUAAGAUGGCAGCUUUGGACAGGGUCAAGGUACUGGUGUUGGGUGACUCCGGCGUCGGAAAGUCUUCCCUUGUUCAUCUCCUGUGCCAAAACCAGGUGCUGGGAAACCCGUCGUGGACAGUGGGCUGCUCGGUGGAUGUUCGAAUCCAUGACUACAAGGAAGGGACUCCAGAAGAGAAGACCUACUACAUUGAGCUGUGGGAUGUUGGAGGUUCAGUGGGUAGUGCCACUAGCGUGAAAAGCACACGAGCAGUCUUUUAUAACCUGCUGAAUGGGAUCAUUUUAGUGCAUGAUUUAACCAACAAGAAAUCAUCCCAGAAUUUGUACCGCUGGUCUUUGGAGGCACUCAACAGAGACGUUGCUCCGACAGGAGUUCUUGUGACAAAUGGUGACUAUGACCGCGAGCAGUUUGCAGAUAACCAGAUUCCCCUGCUGGUGAUAGGGACUAAGCUGGAUCAGAUCCCAGAGACGAAGCGGAAUGAGGUUCUGACCAGAACGGCUUUCUUGGCUGAGGAUUUCAAUGCUGAAGAGAUAAAUUUGGAUUGCACCAAUCCUCGUUACCUGGCUGCAGGGUCAUCCAAUGCUGUCAAACUAAGCAGGUUUUUUGAUAAGGUUAUAGAGAAGAGAUACUUCUUAAGAGAUGGCAAUCAGAUUCCUGGCUUCUCUGAAAGGAAAAGGUUUGGAGGAGGAACACUGAAGAACCUUCAUUAUGAGUGAAAAAUGAAGAGGUGGAAGAUGGCUUUUUAAGGACAUUCCCAUUCUGACUGGAUGCUGUUGUCUGGCAGGGUGAAAAUGAUCCUGCGGCCAAGCAGGCUGCCGAAGCUGCUUUGGCUGGAGAGGAUUUCUGAACCAUCUAAUCUG